Rhagoletis pomonella (apple maggot) is the source of this 2913-nucleotide messenger RNA. It is a transcript of the gene bdl, whose product is annotated as protein borderless. Gene Ontology annotation, molecular function: cell-cell adhesion mediator activity. The record is from RefSeq and is a predicted model, not a curated record. Lineage: Eukaryota; Metazoa; Arthropoda; Insecta; Diptera; Tephritidae. Gene Ontology annotation, biological process: axon guidance; homophilic cell-cell adhesion; dendrite self-avoidance. Gene Ontology annotation, cellular component: plasma membrane; axon.
CAACUAAUCCAAUCAAAUAUUAGAUAAAUGCGAAAAGUGAAAUAAUAAUAGAUACUGUGUGCACUUCCACCCACACAACAAUACAUAACUAAAACGACUAAAAACAAUACACAACGCUUUGAAAUUCUUCAGCAAAAUUUUUACUUAACAAAUAAAAGGCGAGAAAUGCCAAAGUAAAUAAUUCAAUUACAAAAGUGCAAUAAGGCGAAAAAUCAUUAACAUUAGUUGAAAUUGCUGCCACAGUCGUCGCAGCAAUUGCCUCGCUGCCACUGCCCCACCUCCCUUCACCAACGCCUUUGCCUUUGCUUCUGCUGUUGCCUUUUCGCUGUUAGCCUCCCACCUCAUUCAUUUGCCGCCCAUCGCAAACAUCAAUGAAGGAGCGCAUUCGCGUGGCAUUAAGCAAAUAAGUGCAAAACCAUGAUAAAUAACAGAAGCGAAGCAACAAUGAUAGCGAAAGCAAAUGAAACAAGUAUGAAAUCCGCAACAGGCGAAACAUCAACAGUAGCAGCAGCAGCAGCAAAAACCACAACAAUGUCAACGGCUUCAGCAAGUGAAACAGAUGCUACGAUAAUGAAUUGUUGGUUAUGCAAUAAUAGCAACGACGUCGUGCAAAAUGCCAAGCCAAGUCAUGUCAGCAACAACAAAUACCACACAAACAAUAAUCACAGUAACGAAAACAAGCCGGUGGUGGUCACCACCGCUGCACUACGUCCCGCUAUGGUGGCACUCGCAUUUACGUUGCUUUUCUUGAUUAAUAUAUCCUGUGCGGCAUGCACGCGCGAUCGUCUGCACAAGCAGACACAUCUGGAGGCGAAGGUCGGCUCGCAUGUGGUGUUCAAUUGUCUCAUUGACUUUCCGUACGAUGUCCCCAUUGAGUAUUGGGUCAACUGGAGCAAGGAUGUGGCUCGCUCAUAAAAAUACCGCCAGUGAAUCAAACGAUUAUGGAGGGUCAAACAGCUUUCUUCCAUUGUGUAAUGAAAUACCCAGAAACAUCGACCAUUGGCUGGUUCAAAGAUGGCACGCCACUAGAGGAAGUACAGGAUUUGAUACGUCGUUGUCAUACGGGCCCCGAUGGCAGCCUCAGCAUCGAUCCGACUAUGAUGAGCGAUUUAGGUGAAUACGAGUGCCGUGUCAACAAUACAGAGGGCGAGUUUCAAUUUGCCAAAGCAUUCCUUAACAUACAAUAUAAGGCCAAAGUGAUUUAUGCACCACCCGAGGUUUACCUGCCAUUUGGUCAGCCAGCGGUACUUGAUUGUCAUUUUCGCGCCAAUCCGCCAUUGAAAAAUCUGCGCUGGGAAAAAGAUGGAUUACUCUUCGAUUCAUAUAAUGUACCGGGUGUUUUCUACAAAAGCAAUGGCAGUCUGUAUUUCUCCAAAGUGGACGAGAGUACGGCAGGCAGUUAUACAUGCACACCCUACAAUGACCUGGGAACGGAUGGACCAUCGCCCAUAAUUAGUGUAAUUGUGUUGCGACCGCCAAUAUUCAGUAUAACACCGAAACCUAUUUACAUACAAAAGUUGGGCGAAACAGCCGAAUUGCCCUGCGAAGCCAUUGACCGAGACGGAAACAAUCGGCCGACAAUUGUCUGGAGCCGAAAGGAUGGCAGCCUACUACCCGUCGAACGCCACACCGUCAAUGCUGGCAAUUUAGUCAUAACGAAUUUGGUCGAAACAGAUCGGGGUAUGUACGAAUGUUCGGCCACUAAUGAAGCAGCGACCAUAACGGCCGAAACGGAAUUGAUGAUCGAGAAUAUUGCACCGCGCCCACCCUACAAUUUAACGGCGAAUAGCACGGAAACCGCUAUAACGGUACGCUGGCAACCUGGAUACCUGCGUCCCAAUCUAGAAUACACCGUGUGGUACCGUUUCACCGAAUCGCCCGAAUGGCGUACAUUACGUAUUCUUCAGAAGAACGUUAUGGAAGCAACAAUACAAAAUUUGCAGCCAGGGCAUGAAUAUGAAUUAAUGGUGCUCAGUCAGGACAAAUACGGUGAUGGCAUGUUCAGCAAAACUCUACGAUUUUCAACGCAACAUUCGAGCGUAGAAUCGAACGAAGCUAACAUCCUGCAUCAGUCCAAUCCAUUGGCAAGCAGCAUUAGCCCGCCAUGGAAUUUGUCUGCCACCAAUAAUGUACAAGGCUGGCUUCUACAUUGGCAGCAUCCAAAACGCGGCUCCGAAUCUGUACGUCUAUACACCGUACGCUGGUGGAAGGAACCGGAACAUUUUCUCAUCGGCACCAUCGAAACAUUCGACAAUUUCUAUCAGCUACGUCAUCUCAAAGAGGAUGCCAUUUUCAAAAUACAAGUGAUAGCUACAUCAAUCAAUGGCGAGCAAGUGGCCAGCGAUGUGCUGACCAUCGAAGUGCCAUCGCAUCGCAAGACGCGCGCUUUGCUCAUUGGCAGCACGGUUGGUAUUGCCUUCCUGCUGUGCGCGCUGGUCGCUUUCUUGUAUGUGAAGCGUAGCUGCUUGCGGCAUCUGUUAGUCAGUGGCGGUAACGGCGACGAUACCAAGGAUAACGAGAAAAUGAAUAAUACCUGAGUAUAUGAGAUUACUUGGCAAUUCCAUAAGCAGACAGAGAGCGAAAGCCAUUAAAGAAGAAGAAGAAGCAGAAGCCAAAGCCACAGCCACCGGACGCAUUUCCCCCCCCCCCCCCCGUCAUAAACAAAGGCAUUCCAUUGAGAUGAAUCGAGCCGAAAUUGAGUUUCAAAUAUGUUUUUAUUUGAUUAAAAACGGAUAUGUAUUAAUUAAGUUAUAUCGGAAUAUCUAACUGAAAUGAAAAUUUAUAUUAAUGUAAGUGCGAGAUUAGAGAAUAACAUCUAAUUAUGAGCUUGUUUGUAAGUUAUUAAUACUAAAAUUAAAACAAUCGUAUAUUCUAACUGUAAAUUUAAAUGUUAAACUAAUGGUGGUAAAAUUU